AGCGGGCGCGGCGGGGGAACGAGAUGAGCAGCGCCGGCGCCGCUGCAAGAUGCUGGAUGGACACGUCCUGCUGGGAUGGCUCUCCUCCUGCGCGCUCCUAGGGCUGCUCGCCUGCGCCCCGCGGCCCUCCGCCGCCUACUUCGGGCUGACGGGCAACGAACCCCUGACCAUCCUCCCUCUGACCUCGGAAAUGGAGGAGGCGGCCGCCAAGGCCCACUACAAGGUGUGUGACCGCCUGAAGCUGGAGAAGAAGCAGCGCCGCAUGUGCCGGCGCGACCCCGGCGUGGCCGAGACCCUGAUGGAGGCCAUCAGCAUGAGCGCCCUGGAGUGCCAGUACCAGUUCCGCUUCGAGCGCUGGAACUGCACCCUGGAGGGCCGCUACCGCGCCAGCCUCCUCAAGAGAGGUUUUAAGGAGACGGCCUUCCUGUACGCCAUCUCCUCGGCGGGGCUGACGCACGCCAUGGCCAAGGCGUGCAGCGCGGGGCGCAUGGAGCGCUGCACCUGCGACGAGGCGCCCGACCUGGAGAACAGGGAGGCCUGGCAGUGGGGAGGCUGCGGGGACAACCUCAAGUACAGCAACAAGUUCGUCAAGGAGUUCCUGGGGAGGAAGCCCAACAAGGACCUGCGAGCCAGGGUGGACUUCCACAACAACCUGGUGGGCAUGAAGGUCAUCAAAGCCGGCGUGGAGACCACCUGCAAAUGCCACGGCGUGUCCGGAUCCUGCACCGUCCGAACCUGCUGGAGGCAGCUCUCCCCUUUCCACGAGAUCGGGAAGCAGCUGAAGCAGAAGUACGAGACCUCGCUCAAGGUGGGCAGCACCACCAACGAGGCCACGGGGGAAGGCGACAUCUCCCCCCCUAAAAAAUCCAUCCCCGGCCACAGCGAUCAGAUCCCAAGGACUACGGAUCUCGUCUACAUUGACGACUCCCCGAGCUUCUGCCUGAUGAGCCGGUAUUCCCCGGGGACCUCGGGACGGAAGUGUUACAAGGACAAGAACUGCGACAGCAUCUGCUGCGGCCGGGGGCACAACACGCAGAGCCGGGUGGUGACGCGCCCGUGCCAGUGCCAGGUGCGUUGGUGCUGCUACGUGGAGUGCAAGCAGUGCACCCAGAGAGAGGAGGUUUACACCUGCAAGGACUGACGCAACCCGCGGCUUCUGCUGCGCGGCCGCCCCCGCGGAUGGGCCAGCCCGGAGAACUGCCUAUGGAGACAAACAGGGUUUGAUUGACCUUCUGGGAUCUGGAAGCUAUGUUGAGACAUAAGCACUUUGUAGGGUACAGGUGACCCAGAUGUGUUGCUGUUUUGUUUUGGGGGGGUGUUUCUUUGGGGUUUUUUUUGUUUUGUUUUUCCUGUAGACUGAAUUUUCAUGAGGUCCAACCAUGUGGAAAUAAGUGCCUGUCACACUGGGGUUAGACGCCAGUUGACCUUCACCUUCGUCGUCUACGCAAGUUUGAUGGAUCAUUUCUCCUUGGAACAUUGUUUCAGCCAUCCUCCAUGAACUCCUGGGCUAAGAUAUUCCCUUUGGCAUAAAUAUCCUGUACUUCUUUAUUCCUGGAGCUCACCAGCUGCUUAGAGAGCUGAGCAGAU
Hirundo rustica (Barn swallow) is the source of this 1587-nucleotide messenger RNA. It is a transcript of the gene WNT9A, whose product is annotated as Wnt family member 9A. The coding region runs from base 50 to 1141 and encodes 363 amino acids. The transcript has 4 exons. Lineage: Eukaryota; Metazoa; Chordata; Aves; Passeriformes; Hirundinidae. Gene Ontology annotation, biological process: multicellular organism development; cell fate commitment; neuron differentiation. Gene Ontology annotation, molecular function: cytokine activity; frizzled binding. Gene Ontology annotation, cellular component: extracellular region. The record is from RefSeq and is a predicted model, not a curated record.